This is a messenger RNA of Trematosphaeria pertusa, 1943 nucleotides long. RefSeq names its product acyl-CoA synthetase/AMP-acid ligase-like protein II. Gene Ontology annotation, molecular function: medium-chain fatty acid-CoA ligase activity. NCBI's taxonomy places the organism in Eukaryota, Fungi, Ascomycota, Dothideomycetes, Pleosporales, Trematosphaeriaceae. Bases 63 to 1859 code for a protein of 598 amino acids. Gene Ontology annotation, biological process: fatty acid metabolic process. The record is from RefSeq and is a predicted model, not a curated record. The transcript has 7 exons.
UUCACACGGCGACACAAUGCGAGCUCCGGCCUCCUUUUACCUCUCAAUGUGCGCGGCAGAAGAUGUUCCGCAAGGUGUCCGUCCGUUCCUGGAGGUUCACUGUGCCAUCGCAUGGCGCGCGACGCGGCAUCCUGACCCAAGCUUACAGCGCGGGACCGACGGAGCCUCCAUUGCUCGAGCAAACCGUACCGGAGCACUUCGCGGCCAUCGUCAGGCGGUAUGGCGACCGUGACGCGGUGAUAUCCCGUCACCAGCGGACGCGCUUGACGUACGAUAAACUCGACCAAGACUCGAAUGCGCUGGCGAGGGGCCUGGCGAAGCUCGGGAUCAGGAAAGGGGAGAGGGUCGCCGUGUCGUUGGGAAACAACAUCGAGUAUGCGACUGCUACAUACGCGUUGUUCAAGCUCGGUGCGAUACUAGUCCCUCUAAACCCGGCCUUCAACGCGCCCCAGGUCCUCUCUGCGCUCAACCAUCUCUCCGCUUCACAUCUCAUCAUCGGCGCUGAGACCAACCUGCCUCGCAAGCCGCCACGCUCAAAUAUACCCCUCCUAGAAUCCUUCGUCCCCAACCUCGAAGGCCCGUCGCUCGAGACCGACAUCGUGCCCUCGCUCCAAUCCAUCACAAUUGUGAAUAACUCCUAUGGCAGAGUGGACACAUACGAUUAUAGAAAUACAACGACCCAGUACGAGGAUGUGCUGGAAGACGGAGGCAGUGUGGGCGCGCUGCCGGAUGCGGCGCUGCAUCCGGAUGAGAUCGUGAAUAUCCAGUUUACAAGUGGGACGACGAGCAUGCCGAAAGCUGCGUGUCUGAGCCAUAGGAGCAUCUUGAACAAUGGGAAGAGCAUUGGUGAUAGGAUGCUGCUCACUGCUGAGGAUAGGGUGUGCUGCCCGCCUCCGCUGUUCCACUGCUUCGGAUGCAUUCUAGGCUAUAUGGCUACCGCGACCCACGGCUCCGCCAUUGUUUUCCCAACCGAAGCCUUCGACCCCCUGGCAACUCUCCAAUCCGUCCGCGAAUACCAAUGCACCGCCCUCUACGGCGUGCCCACCAUGUUCGUCGCCGAGCUCGAACUCCUCUCCCAUGGCGCCGUGCCGCACAACGGCUUCCAACAUCUGCGAACCGGCAUCGCAGCUGGCAGUUCGGUCCCCGCCGAGCUGAUGCGGAAGUUGCACAAGGAUCUGAAUCUGACGGAGCUUACAAUAUGCUACGGCAUGACGGAAACGUCGCCCGUCUCCGCGAUGACAACAACCGAUGACCCGAUGGACAAGCGGAUCGACAGCGUGGGAAGGCUCCUCCCGCACGUCCGCGCCAAAGUCGUCGACCCCUCAGACUGGACACGCAUCCUCGCGCCCAACCAGCGCGGCGAGCUCGCCGUCUCGGGCUACCUCCUCAUGCGCGGCUACUGGAACGACGCCCAGCGCACCGCCGAAGUCCUGGUCCCCGACGCCAACGGCGUGCUAUGGAUGCACACGGGCGACGAAGCCAGCAUGGACGAGCAGGGCUACGUCAAGAUCACCGGCAGGAUAAAAGACCUGAUCAUCAGAGGCGGAGAGAACAUUCAUCCGCUCGAGGUGGAAAAUUGUCUGUUUGCGCACGAGAAGGUUAGUGAGGUUAGUGUGGUGGGGUUGCCGGAUGAACGGUAUGGAGAGUGCGUGGCGGCGUUUAUUGUCACGCAUGAUGGGGUUACGAUGACGGUGGAGGAGGCAAGGGAGUGGGUGAGGAGGCGGUUGAGCCAUCAUUUAGUGCCCAAAUACGUCUUCUGGGUCGACACGUACCCCAAGACAGCAAGCGGGAAGAUCCAGAAGUUCAAGCUCAAGGAAUUGGGAAUCAAGCUUCUCCAAGAAGGCAAAGGUUUGCAUUGAAUUGAUUCGAACCAAUAUGCACCUUGGUAUGUAGAUAGGUACUUAUAAACAUGAAGACCAAAAAAAAUCAAGUCGUCAGAUGCU